This is a messenger RNA of Serpula lacrymans var. lacrymans S7.9, 702 nucleotides long. RefSeq lists its product as uncharacterized. The transcript is spliced from 5 exons. The coding region runs from base 1 to 702 and encodes 233 amino acids. The record is from RefSeq and is a predicted model, not a curated record. Lineage: Eukaryota; Fungi; Basidiomycota; Agaricomycetes; Boletales; Serpulaceae.
AUGGAUAGUGUAUCUUCAUCUUCUGCUAUGACUCGGAAGUGCAAGCCUACACUAGCUUUUUUCUCUCCUUCUUUGGCGCAGCUAGCUAUAGAAGCCCAUACUCAAAUGUGUUUUCAUAUUGCAAUAAAUGAAGGAUUCCCUGCUUCUAAUAUACACUCUGAUAUCUCAUGGCAAAUAAUCACUGAAAGCUCCAAGAUUAGCAACAGCUUUGAAUCCAAAUUAAGGGAGGUUGAAGAAAAUGAAGCUUUGAAAAUCUUCAUGAUGGAUUAUGUAUGGUCUGCUGGGCCCCAAAUACAGGGAGAGGUUGUAGCAAAAGCCAGACUCAUAAUCAAUGGUGCAUAUGGUAUCCCAGGGAAUAUGUCUCCUAAAGAAACCAAACUUGCUGUUCAGUGGUUGAUUGAUACAUGCACAUUUACUGAUGGGGACUUUGAUAUCAAAGUUGAGUGUGCUCUUAGAGCCUAUAAUAGUGGUGGUAAGAGGGUACAAGAUUUUUCAGAGGAUAUGUUCAAAGCUAGAUGGGGAUUCUACUUUGAGAAGCUCUCUACACUUCAGAAGUGUUGCCCUGGUUGGAUGACUCAAAUGAGGAAUAAUCUUUACGGAAGCAUUUUACAUUCAGCCAAUCUUCAAUAUCUUAAUCAAAAACCUCAAGACGAAGAUUAUGGGAUUGACUUUGAUGCUUUAGAGGAAACUAUGGUAGCAUAA